CUCUGUCCGUGGUCCUGAGCGCUUUUUUCUUGGGUGGAUUUAGUGGAUUGUGUCCCGGCUUCGCUGGACUCAGGACCUGACGGGGAGCGGAACCAUGAGAACCAGGCGGGCUGGCACCGGAGAACCCCGGAUCUGAMACCCCCCUUCCCCUUCUCCUUCUCCCCCCCUUAAAAUCCCCUUCUGCUCACCUUGGAGGUCAUAAACCCAAACCACAGCCCCUCCCUCCCCCCCUCUCAUCCUCCUCUCCACCUCUGAGGGAUUUUCUUUUCUUAAAGGGGGGAUUCGUCCUCAGGAGAGCGUGACACCCCCCCCCACCUUUUUUUUCCCUGGAACGUCCUUUCACCCCCCCACACACACCCCACCACCACCCCUCUAACGAAAUGAGACUGGCCAAAAUGUGCCGACUAAACGCACUGGGGAUCUAUUUGUGGGAAACUGUGGUGUUUUUCAGUUUAGCGGCAUCGAAAGAAGCCGCGGCGAGGAAAGCUGCCUCCCCGAUGCCGCCGUCUGAGUUUCUGGACAAGCUCAUGGGCAAAGUUUCAGGUUACGACGCCAGAAUCCGACCGAACUUUAAAGGUCCGCCGGUCAACGUCACCUGCAACAUUUUCAUCAACAGUUUUGGGUCCAUUGCUGAAACAACAAUG
Austrofundulus limnaeus is the source of this 644-nucleotide messenger RNA. RefSeq names its product glycine receptor subunit alphaZ1. The record is from RefSeq and is a predicted model, not a curated record. Gene Ontology annotation, biological process: monoatomic ion transmembrane transport; chloride transport. Gene Ontology annotation, cellular component: postsynaptic membrane. Gene Ontology annotation, molecular function: extracellularly glycine-gated chloride channel activity; transmembrane signaling receptor activity. Lineage: Eukaryota; Metazoa; Chordata; Actinopteri; Cyprinodontiformes; Rivulidae.